AUGGCCGGGCCGCACGAAAGAUACGGGCCCCCGGCGGUGACGACGAAACCGCGGACACGACCGCUCCGGAACGGCGGCGGGGGCCGCCGCCGCACGGCCCCCGGGACCGCCCCGCCUAGGCGCGGGACGACGGAACGCCCGCCGACGCCGAAAAAACGGCGCGGGACGCGGGCCUGUUUGUGUUAUUUAGCGGGUUUUGCGAUAUCCGAUCGGGCCGCCCGCCCGAACGCACCCGGCGAUACCGCUGAAGCUGCCCGGCGCGGGGGGAAUAGUGCCGGCCGGAAAAAAAAUGAGUGGGAUGCCUCCGGGGCCGAAAAAUCUGGGCCCCCGGGACGGACCGCGGAGGGCGUCCCCCGAAGCCCCGCCGACGCGCGGCCGCCCGGCGACUGGGGAACCGCGGCCCCCGGGCGCGCGGCGAUACCCGCGGGCGACCCCGGUUUGGACCGCGGCCGAUUCAAAGCCGAAUAUUAA
Dicrocoelium dendriticum is the source of this 471-nucleotide messenger RNA. The record is from the annotation of a GenBank genome assembly. NCBI's taxonomy places the organism in Eukaryota, Metazoa, Platyhelminthes, Trematoda, Plagiorchiida, Dicrocoeliidae.